CACACCAACCCAAAAAUCAAAACGAAAAAGCUCGCAUCUCUCGUAGAGCGGAAAGGGCCAAAUUACAGAGUUAAAAAAAAAUGGCAAUGGCUAUGGCUCUUCGUAAACUCUCUUGUGCUUCCUCCAUUAAGCUUCUUCGUCCUCUUUCCAAUGGCUCUUCCCUCUAUUACAUGUCAUCUUUCCCUAAUCAAGCAAUUCGUGAAAGGGAGGAUCCGCGUGUUACGUGGAUAAAGCAGCUGAAUGCGCCACUUGAGGAUAUCGAUCCAGAGAUCGCCGACAUCAUUGAGCAUGAGAAAGCUAGACAAUGGAAGGGUCUUGAGCUUAUCCCUUCAGAGAAUUUUACAUCAUUGUCUGUGAUGCAAGCAGUUGGAUCAGUAAUGACCAACAAAUACAGUGAAGGGUAUCCUGGUGCUAGAUACUAUGGAGGAAAUGAGUACAUUGACAUGGCAGAGAGAUUGUGUCAAAAACGUGCAUUAGAAGUUUUUAACUUGGAUCCCACCAGAUGGGGAGUCAACGUUCAGUCGUUGUCUGGAUCCCCUUCAAACUUUCAAGUGUACACUGCUUUAUUAAAGCCUCAUGAGAGAAUUAUGGCACUCGAUCUUCCUCAUGGGGGACAUCUGUCACAUGGUUAUCAGACUGACACAAAGAAAAUUUCUGCUGUGUCUAUCUUUUUCGAGACCAUGCCAUACAGAUUGGAUGAGAGCACAGGUUAUAUUGAUUAUGAUCAGCUGGAGAAAAGUGCAGUGCUCUUUCGACCAAAGUUAAUUGUUGCUGGUGCAAGUGCUUAUGCUCGCUUAUAUGAUUAUGCACGUAUCCGCAAGGUAUGUGACAAGCAAAAAGCUGUUCUCUUGGCGGACAUGGCACAUAUCAGUGGCUUGGUUGCUGCUGGAGUCAUUCCUUCUCCUUUUGAGUAUGCAGAUGUUGUUACUACCACAACUCACAAGUCACUUCGUGGUCCACGUGGGGCAAUGAUCUUUUUCAGAAAAGGGCUGAAGGAGAUAAACAAACAAGGAAAAGAAGUGAUGUAUGACUAUGAAGAUAAAAUCAACCAAGCCGUUUUUCCCGGACUUCAAGGAGGUCCCCACAAUCACACAAUUUCUGGCUUAGCCGUUGCUCUGAAACAAGUCAUGACACCGGAAUACAAGGCAUACCAAGAGCAAGUUCUUAGCAAUUGCUCCAAGUUUGCUGAGAGUUUGCUGGCGAACGGAUAUGAUCUUGUGUCUGGUGGAACUGAGAAUCAUCUGGUUUUAGUAAACUUAAGAAAUAAGGGUAUUGAUGGCUCUAGGGUUGAGAAGGUUUUAGAGUCUGUGCAUAUUGCAGCCAAUAAAAACACUGUGCCCGGUGAUGUAUCCGCCAUGGUGCCUGGUGGCAUUCGCAUGGGAACCCCAGCUCUGACUUCUAGAGGAUUUAUUGAGGAGGAUUUUGUGAAAGUGGCUGAAUUUUUUGAUGCUGCUGUGAAGUUGGCCCUUAAGGUCAAGGCUGAGACCCAAGGAACAAAGUUGAAGGACUUUGUGGCGACUUUGAGUUCAGACUCCAAAAUUCAAUCUGAGAUUGCCAGGCUAAGGCAGGACGUUGAGGACUAUGCAAAACAAUUUCCUACUAUUGGUUUCGAGAAAGAAACAAUGAAAUACAAGGAUGGAGCUGGGAUCUAGUAUUGAGAUUGAGUCGGAAGGCAUUUUUCUCCAAUGAAGUUAGAACUUUGUCUUUAGAAGUCUUCUGGAAGUCAACUGCAGACGAGGAAAAGAGUUACACGGAUCACAUUUGUAUAAUUUUCUAAAUCAAAGUCAUGAUCAGAUGUAAUUUUCAAGCUGUAAAACAACUGUUCCAAAAUUCAAUUUGUCUCAUUCUUGGUUUAGUGAAGGACGAGAAAGCUAAGAUGGUUUAGAGAAAGCCCUUUUUGGAACACUCGCAAAUGCAUCGAGGAAUAAGAUGGUGAAAUGUUGUAAAAAUA
Messenger RNA from Nicotiana tabacum (common tobacco), 1951 nucleotides. Its product is annotated as serine hydroxymethyltransferase, mitochondrial-like. Gene Ontology annotation, molecular function: pyridoxal phosphate binding; glycine hydroxymethyltransferase activity. Gene Ontology annotation, cellular component: cytoplasm; mitochondrion. The record is from RefSeq and is a predicted model, not a curated record. NCBI's taxonomy places the organism in Eukaryota, Viridiplantae, Streptophyta, Magnoliopsida, Solanales, Solanaceae. Gene Ontology annotation, biological process: tetrahydrofolate interconversion.